AAAACUCUCUCUACUUUAUCUUCCCUCCAUACCCUACGAGACCCGACCAAGACUUUCUCUUCCCUCCAUCCCCUGUGAGACCCUCCCCUCUUUCCCAUUCCCAUUGUCUUCCCCGGGAAGCUAGAAGCAGCCUUCCAUCCCAGUCGAAAAUCAUUCCCUGGCCGGUUAUCUAUCUAUCUCGUCAGAUGCAAAAUAGGACUCCAUUUUAGAAAGUCAAACGCGUCCCCCCAAACUGAUAACUCCGUCCAUUAUUUCACUUCCCACCUCCAACAUUUGUCUUGCCUAUAACUCCUUAAUUCCUCUUCCCUCUUCCUCUCCAGAUUAUGAUCCAUUUCUAUAUCUCUCUAAACCACCACACGUUUUCUUGAUUUCCCAGAUGAAAUCAAAUUACCUCUUUCCCAUCCUUUCGUCACCCACUUUUCCUCUGUUGAAUCUAUGCAUAUUCCUCAUCCUCUCUUCUCUUCUACCAAGAAAAUCCCAAGGUGUAGUCGACCCUUCCUUCCAACUCUGCAGUGCUGAGCCUGAAACCUGUGGCGAUGAGCAACCCAUCGAGUUCCCAUUCACCAUCCGAAACAAGCAAAACAGGUCUUGUGGGUAUCCUGGAUUCGAGCUCUCUUGCAACAACCGUGGCCAACCCACCAUCAAUAUCCAAAGAAACGACUAUAUCAUCCGCAACAUUUCCUAUGAAACCCGAAUCCUUCGCGUCUCAAACUCUGACUUUUGGAAUUCAACCACCGGUACUUGUGUUCCUUUAACUCAAAACAUAUCCCUUCCUGGUGCCCGGUUCGAGCUAGCACCGUUCCAAACCCAUGUGAAUCUGCUUUAUGGUUGCAGCGCUUCGACACUAGAGAGUACGUCAAAGUUUUCAUAUCCUGGUUGUGAUCAUGGGGAAAACAAAAACAGUUCGGUUCUGGUCCUGCCUGCAAACGACCCAAAGCUAGGGAACGUAUCGAAGGCGUGCACAACUCGGGUGGUAGCACCCAUACUUGACCCUUAUGAGCGUGAGAAUGUUGAUGGAAUUGAAGGGGCCCUGAGAAAUGGAUUUCGGGUGAAAUGGAAGGCCAGCGACUGCAGCAAUUGCCAGGAAAGUGGAGGGCGGUGUGGAUUCAAUUACAGCGAGUGGCAUUUCGAGUGCUUCUGCCCUGAUAGACCUCAGGCUUGGCGAUGCAUUUCUGGGAAAAAAAAACAAAAAUGGGUGAUACCAUUAGUCAUUUCAUCUAUUGGAAUUGGGGCUACGAUUGUGGUUAUAAUCUGCUGCUUGAGGAGAAAGUUUCCUUAUUUUUGGAAGAAGGAAAGUGUAUCACAUCAAAAUAUCGAAGACUUUCUAAGGAAUGUUGGACCUCUUGUUAUAAGAAGAUAUGGUUAUUCAGAUAUCAAGAAAAUGACCAACCUUUUCAAAGAAAAAUUAGGGCAAGGAGGCUAUGGGAGUGUCUACAAGGGUAAGCUACAAGAUGGUUGUCUUGUGGCGGUGAAGGUUUUGAAAGAAUCAAGAGAAAAUGGAGAGGAAUUUGUUAAUGAGGUUGCAAGCAUUAGUAGGACCUCUCAUGUCAACAUUGUCACUCUUAUGGGCUUUUGUUUUGAGGGUUCUAAACGUGCACUCGUUUAUGAGUUUAUGCCUAAUGGAUCACUUGAGAAGUUUAUAUACAAAGAAUAUCGUUCAAAGACUGGUCAUCAAUUGGAGUGGAAGAUAUUAUACAAUAUUGCAGUAGGGAUAGCUCGAGGACUAGAGUACUUGCAUAAUGGUUGCAAUGCACGAAUCUUGCAUUUUGAUAUAAAGCCUCACAACAUUCUUUUAGACAAGAAUUACCAUCCAAAGAUAUCUGAUUUUGGUCUUGCUAAGAUGUGUUCAAGAGAAGAGAGUAUUAUAUCAAUGUUGGGCACUAGAGGGACUGUAGGAUAUAUAGCUCCAGAAGUAUUUAAUAGAAAUUUUGGAGGGAUCUCUCACAAGUCAGAUGUUUAUAGUUACGGAAUGAUGAUUUUAGAAAUUGUUGGGGGUAGAAAGAAUAUAGAUAUCGAGGGUGAUCGUACUAGUGAAACACACAUUCCUCAUUGGAUUUACAAGCGCCUUGAACUAGAUGAAGAUCUAAGCCUGCAGGGCCUCGUGAUGAAUGGAGAAGAUCAUGAAAGUGCAAAGAAGAUGAUAAUUGUGGGUUUGUGGUGCAUACAAAUCGACCCUUCAAACCGGCCAACAAUGGGCAGAGUUGUGGAUAUGUUGGAAGGGAGUUCUGAGUACCUGCAAAUCCCACCCAAGCCUUUCUUGUCCUCCUCGUCAUGAUCAACUCAAAUAAAAUUGCCAUUUGAUUCUUCCAUGACAAUUGAUGCCUUACAGUCUAAACCUAUAGGAUAUUCCCAGAGAAUGAUACUUUUUUUGAAAUUGAAAUCUGAAUUUAGGGCAGUGGUCCAUUGCAUGAUGAGAUUUUGAAUGUCGUCCACUUACCUUAUCAUAAUCCUUGAAUCCUUUUCAAAACUUAUAAAAUGAUAUGUUGGUAAUCUACUAGCAAUUAACAUAUCAUUUCUUUGUUUUUUUUUAGUGUAAAAUUGAGCUAAGACAAUAAAGACCAUGAAACAUUUGUAUAUAGUAUGUCAUAGUUCCCUUUUCACAGCUUAUAGACCAUGAAACAUAGUCCGUCAUCGUUCCGAAUUCCCCCCCAUUAUUUGUAGACAAAUCCAUUGACAAUGAUAAUUAAGUCAAUUAAAAAUUUUCAUCUAAUCUAGAGCAAACUUGGUUAUUUAAAAUUGAAUAGAAGAGUCGACCUAAUGGCUUGUUUAUUAAAAAAUAAAUCCAUGAUAGGGCAUAAGUGCCAAAAUAUUGUUGGAAGUGUUGUGGGAAGCUAUGUAUGAAACUCCUCAUGCAUUGGACUCGUAUUGUUGACCAACUCCAAUAAGUUUGAUUUAUCGUAGAUAUGGGUCAAUUGUGUCUAUUUUAAGUAGUACCCUUAAUUAUCAAAUUAACUUAUUUGGUUUUCAUAAUGAUCAAAUCAAGAUAUUUGAUUUUCAUUAAUGAUGAAGAUAUUUACAUUAUCAUAUCCUUAUGCAAUUUUUUUGUAAAUAGGAACUAAUGCUUUGUAUUUAAUCACACUUGAGAAUAACAAAAAUGUAACUCUCAAAGUCCUUCUCCCUUCUCU
Carya illinoinensis is the source of this 3125-nucleotide messenger RNA. RefSeq names its product LEAF RUST 10 DISEASE-RESISTANCE LOCUS RECEPTOR-LIKE PROTEIN KINASE-like 2.1. The record is from RefSeq and is a predicted model, not a curated record. Gene Ontology annotation, biological process: protein phosphorylation. Gene Ontology annotation, molecular function: protein kinase activity; polysaccharide binding; ATP binding. The transcript is spliced from 3 exons. The coding region runs from base 377 to 2275 and encodes 632 amino acids. Lineage: Eukaryota; Viridiplantae; Streptophyta; Magnoliopsida; Fagales; Juglandaceae.